Molecule: messenger RNA, 1631 nt
Organism: Cynara cardunculus var. scolymus (artichoke)
Lineage: Eukaryota; Viridiplantae; Streptophyta; Magnoliopsida; Asterales; Asteraceae
Exons: 14
Coding region: 255-1289 (344 amino acids)
Source: RefSeq, a predicted model, not a curated record
UUGUUAAGAGUCUAAGCAGGGAAGGAUUACUGGAAUUGUCCGAGCAGUUAGGGGAUCAAAUAACCCUUCGAGAUUAUCAUGAACUAGGGUUUGGUUUCGGCUGAGAGGGUCAAUUUAUUAACAGAAUAAGAGAAAAAAGACGACAAAGAAAUCAGACUGAACUCUUCUUCUUCUCCAAACCAUCUUAAUUUAUUAUCAGCAAACGUAGAUGCCCAUUAUUUUUGCAUAAUACCAUUUACUUGAUCGAUCCGACCAUGGCUCUUCCUCUUGGGAAGUUGACGAUAAUCAUUGGAGCUGGCCUUGUUGGGUCAGUGCUUGCUAAAGAAGGACGCAUGCCCAGUGUCUAUGAUUUUUUCUCUGGUGCUUCGAAGGUACUUAAAAUAAUUAAAACAGAUGAUAAACCCAGUUCAAAUCCAAAACCACACAGUGACUCAUUAAUGGCACAGGUCAACAGCUUAAGGCAAGAGCUGCAACUCCUGGCAUCAAAUAGACCUGUUACCAUUGUGACUUCUAAUGGUUCAGCAGGUGCUACUGGCAAAUACGGUGUCAUUAUCAUUGUUGUCGUCGUAGGAUAUGGCUAUGUUUGGUGGAAGGGUUGGAAACUUCCUGAUAUGAUGUUUGCUACAAAGCGUGGUUUAUCUGAUGCAACAAAUGCUGUAGCUAAACAGCUUGACAAUGUCUACUCUUCUCUUGCGGCUACCAAGCGGCAUCUAUCUUCAAGAAUUGAUCGUGUUGAUUGUAGUUUAGAUGAGUGUGCAGAAAUUGCUGCUUCUACAAAAGAGGAGGUUUCUGCGUUACGAGGAGAUACAAAAUUGAUUGCUUUGGAUGUACAAUCUGUACAUAAUGCAGUUUACUCCCUGGAGAGUAAGCUGAGUAGGAUUGAAGGGAAGCAGGAUAAUACAAACUUAGGAGUGGCAAAGUUGCUACGUACUGCCUUAACAAUGGAGCAACAGGCAUCUAUGGACCGCAUCCAGGGAAACCCAUCCAGUUCAUCAAGGCCAGCUCUUGAAUUGCCACAAAGGACUAUGUCUUUGCCACCAGUUCAAAUAGAGGAAAUACAAUUAUCCCCCCCAGUGUCUCCCAAGGCUAAGCGACCUUUGGAAAGUGCUGUCUCUGCUGCAUCAGGCUUGAAGGUUCUUCAAGAGACCCGCCCAGAUGUGGGUGAAAGUAGAAACACCCCCAGGGGUGCAUCAAAUGGCUUAAACAUUACAGAAGAGGGAACAAGUUCUCGGGUUUUUGGGCGAACAUUUUCUGGUAUCAGUUCUGUCUUCUCGAGGAACCGUACAUGAAGCAUACUUGCCAUUUUUUACUAUUCGCUGCUCCAAACCGGAACAUAUAUUUUUGUACUUAAUAGAAAGAACAAAAGAAAAAAAAGCCUCUGAGGGGGUCGGGUCAUCCCUCAGGUAGAGCGAGGUUAGUUUUAGUGUCGGGCACGGUUAGCUGGAUACUUACCGGUUACCGAAAUCUGAACUAGAAAUUCUGAGAUUAUGAUCGAAUCCAAUUUCAAGACAUUUUUAGUUGGAUUUUCUUUAUCCUUUUCUUUGGAGCCUGGGAGAACAAAAUCUGGUUGUGUAUCUUGGAUUGGAUUUUUUGAAUAAGAAUCUCAUGUUAUGCCCCCCUUCCUGUUCGUC